AAAACAUAUUGAAGAUCUGACAAUGUGUAGAGCAAUUUAAUGUGGAGGAUGGUUAUCUUUGAUUGUCGCUUGUUUUAAAUAUUGAAGGUUCAUUUAAAAUAUGGCAACUGUCAGUAUAUGUGUGUUUGUGCGGGUUUUCUUUGCAUUUCUAGCUUUGGCAUGUUUUGUAUCAUCGAAGUGCGAAUCCGAUGAAAUACCGGUCGCUAAAAUGUGUCAAAACUCAAGAGUUUCCGGUUCUGCUGUGUACAUUGACACUUCAGACGCCAUGUUGACAGAUCAUACCAAGCAAGUUCCUCUGUGUCAAUGCACUGCAACAUUAGCUAUGGCACAUUUUUUCUCAGCAAAUAUUUUGGGACCGAAAAACACGUGUGGUUCAAUCGUGAAAUUUCAGACACCAAAGGACAUUAAAACAACUGCUGAGAAUUGCGAACUGACCAAGCACGAUUUGAUCGAGGUACGCGAUGAAGACAACGCUGUCAACAUCUCUUUGGUGAAGCUACACACUCCGUAUGAGACAGACUUCUGUGUUCGUUUGACAUUAGAUCUCUGUCUAGAUGACAAAUACCAAUGUCACAUGACGGGAGAGUGCAUUCCCAGGAAAUUCAUGUGUGACGCUAACCCAGACUGCCCAGACCAGGACGAUGAGCUCAACUGUGAACAACAAAUGUGUGCAGAAGGAACGACGAAGUGUGGUGAUGGCAAAUGCUACGUCUCAUGCGAAGAUGUGAACAUUACCAGCACCAACUUAACAACACAUUCAUUUGAUACACUGAAGCCGAUCAUCGAAGUUGUGUGUAUACAAAGUACACACUUUUCUACGACUACACCAACAACGACUACGACAACAACAACAACUACUACUGCACCACCAACAACAACGACAACAACGCCCACCGCAACAACCACGCCGACCACAACAACAACGACAAGCACAACAAAACUACCGAAAACAACAAUGGCAACAACAACGCCGACCGCAACAACCACAACGACAACAACACCAACACUAGCUAUCAAUAUUCCCCCACGCACAACCACAGCGUCUACAUUACCAGCAUUCGAAUCGCCCGAUAUAAGUUGGACACCAGAAGAAACUACGGCACUUAAGGAGCUGAAAGCAACAGCGACUUCAAAAACCGUUCAGGAUGACAUAGAAAGCGGAACACCGCAGACUUCACUCGAUAAAACUGACAGUGGCAAGAAAUCAAUACUUACAAAUCCCGUUGCACUGGUCGGAAUCGUAGUAGGUGCUGUUGCAUGCGCGGUUAUUACAGCUAUUAUUAUUUACGCCGCCAGAAGACGCAUGAAGAAGAAAAAGUCCCAUGACAUUCCACCAUCUGACCUUUGGAUACCAAACGCUGGAGAACCCAAUGAGCUGUCAUCCAUGAAUACCUAAAAUGGAACUAAACACAAUGUUGUUACAAGAUAACAUUGACGUGAUGCCAACGAAAUGCAACUGAAAACGUAUUAAGUAAACAUUGUCUAUAUGUAUUUUUACGCCAUCCUGUCAUUUCCCGAAUUUGCAUUGUAUGCUGAUUUUGUUAUAUAUGGUGCAUGACCGUACUGUAUAUUUAUGAAAGUAAUGAAAUCUAUUUAUUUGCUGA
Molecule: messenger RNA, 1604 nt
Organism: Dreissena polymorpha
Lineage: Eukaryota; Metazoa; Mollusca; Bivalvia; Myida; Dreissenidae
Product: integumentary mucin C.1-like
Exons: 8
Coding region: 101-1396 (431 amino acids)
Biological process (GO): cell migration
Cellular component (GO): cell surface; membrane
Molecular function (GO): protein binding
Source: RefSeq, a predicted model, not a curated record